This is a messenger RNA of Penicillium vulpinum, 945 nucleotides long. RefSeq lists its product as uncharacterized. Lineage: Eukaryota; Fungi; Ascomycota; Eurotiomycetes; Eurotiales; Aspergillaceae. The coding region runs from base 1 to 945 and encodes 314 amino acids. The record is from RefSeq and is a predicted model, not a curated record. The transcript has a single exon.
AUGGAGACUUCUCAACUCUCGUGCACACCCUGUGUGACCGCACCCGUGCCUGCACCCGAACAAGCGAACUGUGUCUCUAGCAACCUAUAUGUGGUGGGUGAUUUUCGGCAAGAAUUAGCCAAGCGGAAGUUAUCUACCAUGGAGCCCUCAGAGAGUGGGGUCUACGAAAAUGAUUCGGAGCCGAGUCAGACAUCUAACCUAGGUGAAAAUCCAUGCUCAAGGGCAAACAAGGCUUCUGAGCGGGCUGAAGAUCCCAGCACUAUUGAAGACACACCAGUCACAUCUAGCCCGUCCUCUUUGCCUCCGGCUCGGUCUACAUUAAAAUGUUCUCAAGCUCGAACGACACUAAGUUCCAAGCCCCCGGUGCGCUACCCGUCGAUAGCUGUGGUUAUACCGUCAACGUCCUGGAAACAAGGAGCCGCCAGGACAAGCACAAGGGCCGCUGCGGCAGUAUGCAAGAAGCGACUCCGCUCAGGUCGAGGCACCAGCAUCCACCAAGACGAGAACACCCCCUAUGACACAGCACAGCCGUGUCAAAAGAGGAAGAAAAGGAGACCUUCAAUUAGGCCACUUUCCGGCCCUUCGAAAUCUUCCGUUCCUAUUUCAUCUCAUCGCUCUGGUGCUAUCCAGGGUUUAUAUGGGAGUGCUAUCCUCACGGUCGAGUCUAAUACUGGUCUGAAACCGGUAUAUUUCUUUACUUUCGUACCCGACCCUAGCCCGAUGCUGCCUCCAGUCCACACGGCGGUUAUCCCCCCAUUGAAACACGUGUACACGUCGGACGAGAAUGCGCUGCUCGUGCGGCUGAAGGAACAAGAGGCAAUGUCAUGGUCUGAGAUUACGACUCACUUCCCAGGUCGAAACAUGUCAUCCCUUCAAGUUCACCAUUCAACCAAAUUACGCCACAAGGCCAGCUCUCGGUCUGGAAGACCGAAGAAACGCCAAUGA